UCUGAGUGUUUGAACAGGAAGGCGGACAUGUUGAUCAGGAAAAGAAAGUUGCAAUUGACGGGUACAUUUUCAGGAAGAAAAAAAAUUGUUCUGCAUUUCCAACGCCUUUGAGAAAGAAGCCGGAGAAUAACAGUCGGCGCUUUUUUUUAAAAAAAAAAGUCUAGUUGAGAUCUAAAACUAGCUGCCUGUUUGCGAAUCGUGUUUUAUGUGAAGCGAUGGGUACACAGGAUAUUAAACUCGCGCCGUGAAGACGAAAUAUUUGCAGAAGUUCAUUUUCCUGAGCUGAAGCUGUCAAGGACCAGAUGUGCUGUUCAGGCCUGUAACUGAGGCUUGGCAAGAAGCUCCGUGAAAGUUUUUAUGGUUCCGAUUGGAAAAAAAAGCGGUUGGGUGAAAUUAUGCUGUGAAGCCAUUUGCACCGACUUUUAAAUACAUCCAUCCCUCUUGGUUACUCCGUGAAGAGGUUGACAGUUACGUUGGAAGCGUUUAUUUUGUAGCGAUUUUGUUUACUUUUUAAUUGGGACGAAACUUUAUAAAACAUCGUGGACACAAUGUCAUCUGGAGAAAGUUUAGAGGCUCGGUUUGAAAAGAUCGAAUUUAUGUUAAAAGAUCCCAAGUGCGAAGUGAACAGUGAAUGUUUGCUGGAUAGCUUGGAUGCCUUAAUUUAUGAUUUGGACUUUCCCGCCUUAAGAAAAAACAAGAACAUUGACAGCUUCAUAAAUCGAUACAAAGAUGCAAUGAGUAAAGUUCGGGAUUUAAGAAUGAAAGCAGAAGAUUAUGAAGUUGUUAAAGUAAUUGGGAGAGGAGCAUUUGGUGAAGUUCAGCUGGUGAGACACAGAGGUACAAGAAAAGUAUUCGCAAUGAAACUGCUCAGCAAGUUUGAGAUGAUUAAGCGAUCUGAUUCAGCAUUCUUCUGGGAAGAGAGGGGCAUUAUGGCUUUUGCAAAUAGUCCAUGGGUUGUACAGCUAUCUUACGCAUUCCAAGAUAACCGUUAUCUCUACAUGGUGAUGGAAUACAUGCCUGGUGGGGAUCUCGUAAAUUUAAUGAGUAAUUAUGAUAUGCCUGAAAAAUGGGCCAGGUUUUACACAGCAGAAGUUGUACUUGCUCUGGAUGCCAUUCAUUCUAUGGGUUUCAUUCACAGAGAUGUGAAGCCAGAUAAUAUGUUACUUGACAAAUGUGGUCAUUUAAAAUUAGCAGACUUUGGAACUUGCAUGAAGAUGAAUAAAGAAGGGAUGGUACGAUGUGAUACUGCAGUGGGGACUCCUGAUUAUAUUUCCCCUGAGGUGCUGAAAUCUCAAGGAGGAGAUGGGUAUUAUGGGAGGGAGUGUGAUUGGUGGUCAGUUGGAGUGUUCCUGUAUGAAAUGCUUGUUGGUGACACACCUUUUUAUGCAGACUCAUUAGUUGGAACGUACAGCAAAAUUAUGAAUCACAAAAACUCAUUGACGUUUCCUGAUGACAAUGAAAUUUCCAAGGAUGCAAAAAGCCUCAUUUGUGCUUUCCUCACUGAUAGGGAAGUAAGACUAGGCCGAAAUGGUGUUGCAGAAAUCAAAAGGCAUCCUUUCUUCCGAAAUGAUCAGUGGACAUGGGAAAACAUCAGAGAGACUUCUGCACCGGUUGUGCCUGAGCUAAGCAGUGACAUCGACACUAGCAAUUUUGAUGAUCUAGAAGAAGAUAAAGGCGAGGAAGAAACAUUUCCUAUACCAAAGGCCUUUGUUGGCAACCAGUUACCUUUUGUAGGCUUUACAUACUACAAAGAUUAUAAGAACUCAUCCAGUACCUCUAGACAAGCCAGUGACUGUAGAUCUAAUUCAACUGUAGACAAUAGUCAAGUUGAAGAUUUGAAAAAGAAAAUUUAUGAACUUGAGGAGCAAUUACAUAAUGAAAUAAAAUUAAAGGAUGAAUGGGAACAAAAAUCCAGGUCAGCAAACACCAAGUUAGAGAAAAUAACAAAGGAACUGGAUGAUGAGGGCAAUGCACGAAAAAGUUUAGAGGUUACUGUGUCUCAGCUUGAAAAGGAAAAAGUAGUGCUACAGCACAAAAUUAACGAAUACCAAAGGAAAGUGGAGCAAGAGGCCGAAAAGAGGCGAAAUUUAGAAAAUGAGGUAUCUACACAAAAGGAGCAACUUGAGGACUUGAAGAAAAUGAGCCAGAAUUCUCACAUUUCGAAUGAGAAAAUAGUGCAGUUACAAAAACAAUUGGAAGAAGCUAAUGCCUUACUACGAUCUGAAUCGGACACAGCAGCAAGGUUACGGAGGAACCACACUGAAUUAUCAAAAGCCAUGAGUCAGUUAGAGACAGUAAAUAGUGAACUACAGGAGAGAAACCGAGCUUUAGAAAAUACCAAGCUACAGCUGGAGAAGGAUGUUAUCCAACAGCAAUCUGCUUUGGAUGCCGAGAGGAGAGUUCGCAGCCAUGGCUCAGAAAUGAUCAGUGAUUUGCAAGCUCGGACCACUUCUUUACAAGAAGACUUGAAAAUGAUAAAACUUAACCUUUCAAAAGCAGAGAUGGAGAAGAAACAGGCUCAAGACAAGCUUAGCAAUCUGGAGAAGGAAAAGAAUAAUCUGGAAAUAGACUUGAAUUACAAGCAUAAAAUGUUACAACAGCGACUGGAUCAAGAAAUUACGGAGCAUAAAGUAACUAAAGCACGAUUAGUAGAUGAGUAUGAAUCCAUAGAAGAAGCAAGGUCUGUGGCCAUGAAUGAAAUGGAUAACAAACUGAGAGAAGAGAGGAUGUCCAGACAGAGAGCAGAGAAUCAGGUGAUGGAAGUGGAAAAAAAGCUUUCCAUGUUGGAAGUCGAUUUAAAACAGUAUCAACAAAAAGCGGAGCAGCUCAGUAAGCAGAAGGAGAGAUUGGAGGAUGAGGUGAAGAAUCUGAAACUGCAGCUGGAUCAAGAGAUGAAUAAACGAGAAAUAACAAAGAGUGAACUAAAGGCACAGUCAUUGGAAGCAGACAGUCUGAAAGGUUCAGAGAAGCAGCUGAAACAAGAGAUCAAUUCAUUGCUGGAAUCUAAGCGGUCGCUGGAAUUCCAGCUGGCACAACUCUCAAAGCAAUAUCGAGGAAAUGAGGGACAAAUGCGGGAGCUCCAAGACCAGCUUGAAGCAGAGCAGUAUUUUUCAACUCUGUAUAAGACUCAGGUUAAGGAGCUGAAAGAAGAAAAUGAGGAGAAGAACAGAAUAAAUAGUGACCUACAGAAGAGGAUGCAGGAGCUUAUCAGUGAAAGGGAAUCAUUAUCUUCACAAAUGGAUCUAACUAUAACUAAAGCAGAUUCUGAACAGCUAGCUCGAGCUAUUGCAGAGGAUCAGUGUUAUGAACUUGAUCAGGAACUGAAGAAAGUAACAGUGCGACAUAAGCAAGAGCAAAAUGAGAAAGACAACACCAUUUCCUUACUAGAGGAAUCGAAUAGAACCCUGACCAAAGAUGUAGAAAAUCUAUCAAAGGAAAAAGCAGAACUUGAUGAAAAACUGAAGACUAUGGAAGAAGAGUCGCAGAAGAAGAAGGAGGAAGACUUAAACAACAUGAAAUCUAAUUAUGAAAAGAUAAUUAGCCAGGAACGCACGCUGAAAACACAGGCUGUUAAUAAGCUUGCUGAGAUUAUGAACCGCAAAGAUAUCAAAGUAGAUCGAAAGAAAGCAAAUACAGCAGAUGUCCGAAAAAAAGAAAAGGAAAACAAAAAAUUGCAACUGGAAUUGAACCAAGAGAGGGAGAAAUACAGUCAUGUUGUUGUGAAGUAUCAGAAGGACCUAAAUGAAAUGCAAGCACAAUUAGCAGAGGAAUCUAACCUUCGUACAGAGCUCCAAAUGCAGCUUGACAGUAAGGACAGUGAUCUUGAACAACUUCGUUCUAAGCUUCAAGACCUCCAGCUCCGUAUGGAUAACACAAGUGUAGCCAGUUUACAGACUGAGGAUUCUGAUGGAAAUGUAGCUGAAACCAGAAUGGAGGGCUGGUUAUCGAUACCAAACAGAGGAAAUAUCAAGAGAUAUGGAUGGAAAAAGCAGUAUGUUGUGGUCAGCAGCAGAAAAAUACUGUUUUACAAUGAUGAACUGAACAAAGAACAAUCUAAUCCUUCUAUGGUACUGGAUAUAGACAAAUUAUUCCAUGUGCGCCCUGUAACACAAGGUGAUGUAUACAGAGCAGAAACUGGUGAAAUUCCUCGGAUAUUACAGAUACUAUACGCCAAUGAGGGCGAAUGUCGAAAAGAUGUGGAAGUAGACCCUGCACAGUCAGCAGAAAAACCUGACUUUAUACCUCAUAAAGGUCAUGAAUUCAUUCCUACACUGUACCAUUUUCCUACAAAUUGUGAAGCUUGUGCAAAGCCUCUAUGGCAUGUCUUCAAGCCACCACCUGCAUUGGAAUGCAGGCGAUGCCAUGUUAAGUGCCAUAAGGAUCAUUUGGAUAAAAAGGAAGAUAUGAUUGUGCCAUGCAAAGUGAAUUAUGACGUUAACACAGCUAGGGAUAUGUUGCUACUGGCGAACUCUCAGGAUGAACAGAAAAGAUGGAUUGGGCAUUUAGUGAAGAAGAUCCCUAAGAAUCCACCAGCUGCCUCAUCCUUUGUGCGAGCUUCUCCCAGGACUUCUUCUACAAGAUCAGCGCCAAACCAAUCUUUUCGCAAACCUGCCAAACAUAUUGUUCCAGUCAAGCCCAGCUAACCACCUAUGGAAUUGGGAUCUAAAAUUGUUUUCAAGAAACAAGGUUUUCUAAGGUCACAAACUGGUGCAAAAUGGAUUUGAUUCCUUCCAAUACAAACAUUGCAAAUGUCAGGAUUUCAAUUGUUGUUUAACCCCUGCCUCCCAUUCCUCAUGUGAUCGAAGCAUGCGAAAGACUAUUCACUGUGUGUUACCCACCUAACCAUAGUUAUUUUUUACAAUUGCUACAGAAAAAGCAUAGCUAGAAAUAAGUUUUUUUUUCUCUGUAAUAAUCAAUUGAACACUGGGGUAGAUCAUUAUGGAAUAGCUCAUUGAGCUUUCUUUAUCGUAUCAUUUAAAUAAGUAAGGGAUAGGGCAGCCGCAGUUGAGGGAAUAGCUUAGGCUAAAUAGGAGGGAAGGUGUGGAAUCAAAGUACUGAAAAUACAAGCACAGGACAAGAUGGAACUGCUUUGAAGAUGGUGUCAAAUGCUUGAGAAGACCAAUGACAUCAUGGAAUCUGUUACGUCUUCAAACUUUUCAUGCCUUCAGUGCAGAUCUGUUGAGAUUUUAAAACCUAAAAUCUUUUGGCUUUAGGAUGGAAAAGUUUGGUGAACUGCUCAUUUAAGUGCUUAUAAAUUAUACUGUUCCAAAUGCUUCAGUUGAAAAUGUUAUAGAACUGAGAAAAAUGAACAGAGCGUUUCACUCUUGAUCUAUGCAUUUUUUGCCAAGCCAUAGUGUCAUGGAUUGAUCAACAACUAGAAAUAACAGAAGCAUUAGGAAAGUAGCAACAAUUCAGAACAACCAGGUUUAUGAGUAUAUUGGGGGGGUACAUUAUUUUGUAAUUUUAUAAAUAUAUUGCCUUACAUUUGCAAAUGGAUUCUUAUCAGAUGAUAGACAUCAUUAACUUAACAGAUAAAUUGUGCACUGUUUAAAAUGUAAAUUAUUCUACUCAAGACACUUUAACAGGAAUAACAUUGUCCUGUUGGUGCCUUACUUUUGAAGAACUGUUUUACUGCCAUAUAAUUAAUGCAACAUAAUUUCAAAUAACUGUAUUUGCUUAAACAUUUUCCUUUGCAUUGUGAAAUGUAUUUUAAGUUAAGAUUUUAUCUUGGGUAUAAUUUUGAAUGCAAUGUUAAGGUGAAUAAACUGCCUGUAAUGAGUGGGAUUUAUUCAUAGGAAACAAUGCAGGAAACUUGAAAUGUAGAAGGCAUAUUAAGUACGAUUUGUUUCUGUGAAUUAUUUCAGGAGUCACUCCAGUAAUAUAGGAAUUACUGUAUUUGCUGUUUUAUCUCUUGCCAGUCAGCAGGAACACAUUCAUGAUAUGGUUUACUUCACCCAGUACCUCCCAAAAUAAUUUAUAAUAGCUUUGCAGUUACAUGUAUUAAAGCACUGGAAAUUGGACUUUUGUUUAGGAACGCAUGUUUUAAAUGAUACUGAACGUCGCACUGAUGGAUAUGUACCAAUAAACAUAUCUUAUCUA
Carcharodon carcharias (great white shark) is the source of this 6099-nucleotide messenger RNA. RefSeq names its product Rho-associated, coiled-coil containing protein kinase 1 (gene rock1). The record is from RefSeq and is a predicted model, not a curated record. NCBI's taxonomy places the organism in Eukaryota, Metazoa, Chordata, Chondrichthyes, Lamniformes, Lamnidae. Gene Ontology annotation, cellular component: cytoplasm; cytoskeleton. The transcript is spliced from 34 exons. Bases 549 to 4643 code for a protein of 1364 amino acids. Gene Ontology annotation, biological process: mitotic cytokinesis; regulation of cell junction assembly; Rho protein signal transduction. Gene Ontology annotation, molecular function: small GTPase binding; Rho-dependent protein serine/threonine kinase activity; ATP binding.